This is a messenger RNA of Danaus plexippus (monarch butterfly), 4364 nucleotides long. RefSeq names its product histone-lysine N-methyltransferase E(z) (gene E(z)). Bases 153 to 2408 code for a protein of 751 amino acids. The transcript is spliced from 16 exons. NCBI's taxonomy places the organism in Eukaryota, Metazoa, Arthropoda, Insecta, Lepidoptera, Nymphalidae. The record is from RefSeq and is a predicted model, not a curated record. Gene Ontology annotation, molecular function: histone H3K27 methyltransferase activity; protein binding. Gene Ontology annotation, biological process: chromatin remodeling.
UAAAACUUAAACGUCAACUGUUUUCUAUAGCGAUUAGCGGGAACGUGCCUUGAUCCGUCAUAUAUACAGCGAAAGUAUUGUUUAUUUGCAGUGCCCUGUAAAACAACAUAAUAAAAGUAAGCGAAAUAAAGCAAAGUAUUUAGAUUUACCCUAUGAGCAAGUCUAAAGUUUCAGCAGAAUGGAAAAAAAGAGUAAAAUCAGAAUAUAUGCGGCUUCGGCAAGCAAAGAGAUUCAAGCGGGCUGAUGAGGUAAAGGUGGCAUGGGCUCGGAACUUGAGGCUCAUGUCGGAGUCUGUUGAAAUGCGUGAUAGUGAAUGUUUGGAGCGUGGAAGAAGACCUUUUUGGCCUCCACCAGCACCAACACCCAGCCACGAGAGCCUCAUGAAACGUGCUGAAGUUUCUUGUACAGAUGCAUCUGGAGUAGUAACAACUCAGCAAGUACCAAUUCGAAUCAUUAACUCUGUGAAUCCCAUCCCUACUAUGUACACCUGGGCUCCGACACAGAAAAACUUCAUGGUGGAGGAUGAAACGGUGCUGCACAACAUUCCCUACAUGGGAGACGAAGUUCUGGACCAGGAUGGUACAUUCAUCGAGGAGCUCAUAAAGAACUACGAUGGGAAAGUGCAUGGUGAUAAAGAAGGUGGUUUUAUUGAUGACCAGCUGUUUGUGGACCUGGUGCAUGCGUUGGUGUCAUUCCAGACAGGAGAUGAGGUCGCUGAGGAGAGGAAGGAGAGGGAGCUGAGGAGAUCUAAAGAAGACAAGGAGAAAGAAACAUCAGCCGAAGUGAAAGACAAAGAAGAACCCAAGGAGGGAGACAAGUCUCUGGUGUACAAUGAGAAACAGUUCCCAAUCUUCACAAUAUUCCAGGCCAUCAGCUCACAGUUCCCCGACAAGGGCACGGCGCAGGAACUCAGAGAAAAGUACGUGGAGCUGACGUCUCGCGCGGACCCGCUGGCGCUGCCGCCGUCCUGCACGCCCAACAUAGACGGACCUCAUGCGGAGUGCGUGUCCCGGGACCAGACCAUGCACUCCUUCCACACAUUGUUCUGUCGACGGUGCUUCAAGUACGACUGCUUCCUGCACCGCCUGCAGGCGUGUCACCCGCGACCCAACCUGUCCAAGCGGAAGGGUCCGGAUCUCAAACCCUUCUCGGAGCCGUGCGGCUCCAGCUGCUAUAUGUUACUGGAGGGAAUGAAGGAGAAAUUAGCUCGCGAGCAAGCGGCGGCCGGCGGGGAGGGGAGGGACGGACGCGAAGGGAGGGAGGGGAGGGACAGGGCGCUGGACUCACCCAACGACGCCUCCUCGGAGGACAGCAAUGACAGCAACAGGUAUCAGAAAGGCAGCAACAGCAACUCCAGCAACAGCAACUGGAGCGCUCUCUGCAGCAAGCAGCCUCAGGAGCACACGGACGCCCCCUACAACGUACUGGGUUUGACAGUAGGCGACAUAGAGUCGGAGUGGACGGGGUCGGAUCAGUCCCUGUUCCGCGCCCUCCACAAGGUGUUCCCCUCCAACUACUGCGCCAUCGCCCAGCUCAUGCUCUCCAAGACUUGUCAGCAGGUCUACACGUACUGGAUCCGCACCGGACAAGAGCAGUGCCGCGUGGAGGCCGAGCUGACGCCGCCCAGGAAGAAGAAGAAGAAGCAUCGCCUGUGGUCCGUGCACUGCCGCAAGAUACAGCUCAAGAAGGACUCCGCCUCGCAUCACGUCUACAACUACACUCCGUGCGAUCAUCCCAACCAGCCGUGCGACAGUCUGUGUCCGUGUCUCCAGUCGCAGAACUUCUGCGAGAAAUUCUGUCAAUGUAGCAGCGACUGUCAGAACCGCUUCCCCGGUUGCCGCUGCAAGGCCCAGUGUAACACCAAGCAGUGUCCGUGCUACCUCGGCGUGCGGGAGUGCGACCCCGACCUGUGCACCGCCUGCGGCGCCGACGCCCCCUCGCCCGCCGCCCCCCGAGCGCCCCUCUACUGCAGGAACGUGUCCGUCCAGCGAGGUCUCCACAAGCACCUGCUGCUGGCUCCGUCCGACGUGGCGGGCUGGGGCAUCUUCUUGAAGGAAGCCGCCCACAAGAACGAGUUCAUCUCCGAGUACUGCGGCGAGGUGAUCUCGCAGGACGAGGCGGACCGCCGCGGGAAGGUCUACGACAAAUACAUGUGCUCCUUCCUCUUCAACCUCAACAACGACUUCGUAGUUGACGCGACUCGUAAGGGCAAUAAGAUCCGGUUCGCGAACCACUCGAUAAACCCGAACUGCUACGCUAAGGUCAUGAUGGUGAACGGAGACCAUCGCAUCGGCAUCUUCGCCAAGCGAGCCAUCCAGCCCGGAGAGGAACUGUUCUUUGACUACAGAUACGGGCCGACUGAACAACUGAAGUUUGUGGGAAUCGAAAGGGAAAUGGAGUUCUUAUGAGAACAAACAAAACAUAGCUCCGACCAGUCCUAGUGUUGUAACGACGACAAACAAGGGACUCUCGUUGGAGACUUGUCAUUGGUCUCGGACUAUUGAAACAUUGUUUAAUAAUGAGCUUGCUGUAUGUUAUGUAUCCAUAACGUACAGCUGUUUGUGGACUCAUCGAUUCAAAUCUUGUGAUUUGACUUGUUUGUGAUGUAUGUACAAAAUCCAUCUUUGACUGUGUCAUCUCCGCCAUACUCCUGUACAUCCUUGACAAAUAAGUUAUCAGUUGUCUCUUUUGUUAGGAAAGUAACCAAAUAUGGAAUACCAUCUUGUUUUAGGACAUAAAAAAAAACAGGAAUUAAAUCAGUUUAAUGUUAUUACUAAUAAGUCAUACAUUUACAUGUAGCACUUAUCUCCUUCGGUCACACUUUUACAAUAGCAACAUAAUUAUCAAUUUCUGUCUGUUCAAGCAACGUUUACAACCAAAAUAUCACAGAAAAUAGAAGAAAAUAUUAUAGGUUUUAAGGCUUUCAAGGGAUGAGGUGGUCACUACCGCUAACCACCAUGACUACUGCUAUAGAUAAAACUAGGAUGAUUGUGAAAGUCAUUUAUUACACGAAUCAUCGUUACAGAAGUACAAAAGUAAUAAAAAAAAUAUUUUUUUUUAUGAAAAGCUGCAAAACAUGUUUUACCGUCUCGUAAGCAAAGAGGCUCUUCACAUGUACUACACUGCUAUACCAUCUAAAAAUUGAGACAAUAACCGGAUGCAGCCCACAUCAUCCAAACCUUGUGUCCACGUUUCGCGGGCUUUUAUUGGCAUGUAUUGUUUUAGGGAAUUUCUGCCUUUGAAUUUGUUCAUGCUUUCAUCCAUUGCAACUCUCUCAGAUGGCUGGUAAUUUUUUUGAAGAUUGUUUUUUUUUAUAUCCAAAUGCUCUUGCAAAAUAUGUACCAGUUUGUCUUUAUGACGAUUUAAAAAUAACUUUAACCACUUUUUUCCGAAGGAAUCCUGCAAAUUGUAAGGCUUUGCUAGCAUGGAUUAUACGCCAUACGGCGAAAAUCGCUUCUUGUUAAACCGUGAAACUUGCUCUUCAUCGUUAAUAUUUAUUCUACUAGCUGACGUUCAAGUUCUGAGCCCAAUAUAGUUUUUGUGCUAAUGUAGUAGCUGCUGCCGCUCCUGGAGACCGGUGAUCGUUUUGGCGUAGACGAAAUAAAGUUGUUCUAGGCACUUGAAAAUGCUGUGCCGCUUUCAAUUAACCCAUUUUCUUUCCGCAUACGAAUGUUAUAGCUUUUGCCAUUUUUUCUACAUCUUAGGUUUUUCAUUUUUUCGUUGAUUGUGAAUCCGACAUUCUAAAAACAAAUAUAACAUAUUUAAAAAAAAAAGCAGCAAGUACCUAGCAUGUGAAAUAUCUCAUUAUGGAAUAUUUCAUAAACAGACACCGACUAUUGUCCAUACUUGGAUUUUUAUACUUGUUCAAAUAAAUAAGUCUAAAUAUUUUUACAAGUCACGAUAUUUUAAUGACAGAAGAUCACAAAAUGCCGAAUAGCAUAACAUUUAUGUGUACAUACCUAAUAACUGGUAAUUCUUAUUUGCUACUUACCUUUAAAAUUUCCUGUGCGACAACUAAACAAAACACGCCAACCACUCGUGUAGAGUUCGCGCAACAGACACGAUGGUGCGAGUGCGACAGUAAAUAGACCGAAUGAAACAAAAAAUGGUCACACUUAUAUUCUUAGAGUAACCAAGGAAUUCCAUAUUUGGUUAGUUUCCUUUAUAAAUGUACUAUUGUUUUCCAAAUCAAAUGUCUUGUUGUAGUUAUUAGAAUGAUGUUUAGAAUGUGAAAAAAUUACAUAUGUAUGUAUAUGUAUAUCUGUAUGAAAAAUGAAUUUAAAAACAUGUUUUGUAUGGGAUUAAUGAAUCUUAGCUAUUGCUCUCAAUUAUUAAGUCUUUAUCAAUAAAAUGUAAAUUCAUAA